Molecule: messenger RNA, 1600 nt
Organism: Capsicum annuum
Lineage: Eukaryota; Viridiplantae; Streptophyta; Magnoliopsida; Solanales; Solanaceae
Product: GDSL esterase/lipase At3g27950
Exons: 5
Molecular function (GO): hydrolase activity, acting on ester bonds
Source: RefSeq, a predicted model, not a curated record
GUAUUAAUAUUUGAUAAUCAUGCCAAGGACUGCUAAUUGGUUUUUACUGUUGGACAUUAUGUUAAAAUAAUAAAUGUGAUGCAUGUCUCUCAAGAGAGCAAGAAUCCAUAUUUAAAAUGGUACAAAGAGACUACACAUUAAUUGUAUUCAAUUCAUCACAAGAAUCCAAAUUGUCUUGUGCUUUCUCUGAUUAAUUAGCAGUUCAUCAGAAAUUAGUUAGUAAGUCACUUAUAUAAAGUUGAAGAGAAGGGAGUUUCUUCAAAAAUCCUAAAGCCAAAGUAUAAAAUGAAGGGCAUGAGGAAAUUAGUAACAUUAUUACGUGUUAUACUGUACUUAGGAUUGGUUUCUGGAGAAAUUAGUACUAAUGAUGAUGCAGGCAAAAGAGAGAAAAAGUGUGGAUUUCCAGCAAUAUAUAACUUUGGCGACUCGAAUUCGGACACAGGAGGAAGAUCAGCAGCUAUCCAUUAGGUGCCCCCUCCUAAUGGUCAGACUUUCUUUGGCAGACCCUUCGGGAGACUUUGCGAUGGUCGUCUUAUCAUAGACCUCAUAGCGGACAGGUUGGAGUUGCAGUACUUGGGUGCAUAUUUAGAUGCAAUCAGUGCAGAUUUUAGGAAUGGUGCAAAUUUUGCAACAUCAGGUUCAUCAAUACUCCCUGGUGGUUACAGUCCUUUUAAUCUUGAUGUUCAGAUUUCUCAGUUUUUGCAAUUCAAGAAACGAACUAUUUUGCUCAAUGAUUUACCAAUUUCAAAUAACUCAAAGUGGUCUUCCUCCAAAGUCAACAUUCCAAAUCUAGAAGAUUUCUCAAAGGCACUUUACACAUUUGACAUUGGACAAAAUGACCUUUCUUAUGGUUUUCAACAUACUCAUGAAGCACAAGUCAGAGCAUCCAUUCCACAAAUCUUAAACAACUUUACUCAAGCAAUUCAUCAACUUUACAAUGAAGGGGCUUUGAAUUUCUGGAUCCAUAAUACUGGUCCCAUUGGCUGUUUGCCAUUUAGUGUGAUAGAUUAUCCAUUGAAGCCUCAGGGCCGAGAUGCCAUUGGGUGCGUAGAGAACCACAAUACAGUCGCUCGUGAGUUCAACAAGCAACUCAAGGACAGGAUAUCACACCUGAGAGCAGAGCUCCCUCAUGCUGCAUUUACUUAUGUUGAUGUUUAUUCAGCUAAGUAUCAACUAAUUAGCUCUGCCAAGAAACAAGGUUUUGGAGACCCAUUGAAGUUCUGCUGUGGAUGGUACAACAAUGGUUAUGAAGUUGCAUGUGGGGGGACAGCUGUAGCGAAUGGCACAGAUUACGGGAAGGCAUGUAGUGAUCCCACAAAGUACAUUAGCUGGGAUGGGGCACACUACACAGAUGCUGCAAAUGUCUGGUUAGCCAAGGCCAUUCUUAAUGGCUCUUUCUCAGAUCCUCCAGUUCCCAUUGAACAAUCUUGCAGUCACUUAUCCACCAGUGUUUGACAACAUGUGCUUCGGACGUGUCCUGGAAUUUCCAAGAUUAUUACUGUGAUAUAUAUAUGUAGCUGCAUAUAUUAUAUUUGUUUACCACUGAGAAACCAUUAAGAACUUUUCAAUCUUAUAUAAUGUAUGGUCGCUUUAAUAUAUC